Messenger RNA from Iphiclides podalirius (scarce swallowtail), 207 nucleotides. Lineage: Eukaryota; Metazoa; Arthropoda; Insecta; Lepidoptera; Papilionidae. The record is from the annotation of a GenBank genome assembly.
AUGCGCGGCGGAGACCGGUUCCUCCCCUCCCCCCUUACCCCGCGCUCGCCCCCCUCUCUAAGCGCGGUCCGCAUACUUGCAUCCGGGAACGAAACAAUCCCGGACCUAAGACAACGCACAAUCCCCCCUAUUGCCGCCAGAUACAGCUCACUUCUUGGCGGCGGCCGACCCUUGCCCUCGCCAAGUAGCCGAGUGAGGAUGACAUUC